Molecule: messenger RNA, 1151 nt
Organism: Gastrolobium bilobum
Lineage: Eukaryota; Viridiplantae; Streptophyta; Magnoliopsida; Fabales; Fabaceae
Exons: 6
Coding region: 142-936 (264 amino acids)
Source: RefSeq, a predicted model, not a curated record
GGGUUCCUCUUCAGCAUAUCUUUUACGCUUACAACACGUAAACGACGAAGACCCGUUUCCUGUCAAAACUGAAAUCCAACUAGGUAUUCGGGAACCAAAGAUUCGCCCAAUUCAAAGAUCCAAUUUUCAAAAAAUCAAAACAUGCGAGGUCAUCACGCCGUAGAGGUGGCCAAGACGGUGCUUGAGGUCGCCGACGUCGCUUGGACCGCCGUCGAAUGCCGCCACCAUCUCCGCCACAACGUCCCCGCCAACGAUAACUGUCCCUCCGACCCAGAUUUGGAGUCUCUGCGAUCAGAGAAUCGUCGCCUCAGGAACUUACUCGACCAGAAUCUGAAGCUUCUCCAUAACCUUUCCGAAUCACCUUCCUUCCUCAACAAUUGCCCUGCCGAUUUGCACGAUCGAUUAGUUGAUACCGUAAGGUCUGAUGAGUACCUGACUCGGCUGAAGUUUCUACAAGAGGAAACUGCUGGCGAAGGAAAUCAAUUUCCUUUUAAGGAGGCCACUGAGGUUGAUUAUCGAUCCGCGGACAUUCUGAUCAAUGUUGACUCUCAAGAACCCAGUUGGUGGGUGUGGGUUACAGAUGAGAUAGAUCCUAGUAAUGUUGAGGAAUCAAGUGGAAUUGAUGAUGAGAGUUACUUAGUCAUCAGUGAGGAGCAUGUGGUUGAUGGAGUUGCCAAUUUUAUGGCAAGAUGCAUUCUGUCUAACCCCAAAGCUCUGAAGUUGUCACCAGAGGAACUGCAGAAAACUCUAUCAAAAGCAUUGGCUGGUACAAGCAAACUGGAAAAGAUUUUUGAUAUUUGGCAGGCUGGAAAGUUGUUUUAUGCUCUGUCUACCUGGGGACUUGCUUUGGCAGGGCUGUACCAAAGCCGUGCAGUGUUAAGAGUUGCCGCAAAGGGUAUUCAUUCAGGCAGCAAACUCGCUCUCAAGGCUCUCUAAAGAUGGCUGUUCCAUGACCAUGGCAAAUGUAAAAUGAAUGGAGUUUAUAUUGCCUUGUCUAUAAACCAAUUUAAUUACUUCCUACAAGAUCUAGUUCAUGUAAAUAAUUUGUAAAUAAAAUUGUUAUGUCUUUUCUUGCUGCGAGUACAACAUUGGCUUCUAAAAAUGCUGCUGACUUUCAGUUGUAAAUUCUAUUGAAUGAUUUAAUGUGUUUU